Messenger RNA from Danaus plexippus (monarch butterfly), 8784 nucleotides. It is a transcript of the gene skd, whose product is annotated as mediator of RNA polymerase II transcription subunit 13. Gene Ontology annotation, biological process: regulation of transcription by RNA polymerase II. Gene Ontology annotation, molecular function: transcription coregulator activity. The record is from RefSeq and is a predicted model, not a curated record. NCBI's taxonomy places the organism in Eukaryota, Metazoa, Arthropoda, Insecta, Lepidoptera, Nymphalidae. Gene Ontology annotation, cellular component: mediator complex.
GCCGCUUAGUGCGCUACCGUCGGCUUGGGUUGUUGUUUCCUAUCCGCCAUUUUCCAGUCGCCAUUGAAAGGUGAAAACUUCACUAAAUGUCGGUGAUGAUUUUAAGAUUUUGAGUGGUUUCUUUAAGAUUAAAUCAGUUUUUAGUGUUGUGAAAUGAAAAUGAAGUGUCCCGGACUACCAUGACGCAUCAAAAUCACCAAACAAACGGUGCAAGUCUCGAGGAUUGCCACACAAACUUCUUCGCCUUGACGGAGUUGUAUGGCAUAAAAUGGCGUAAACUGGUGUGGGGCGAAACGAGCGGCGUGGGUGCCGAGGGCGAGGAGGGCGCCGCGCCGCUCGCGGACCCCGUCAUCAGCAGCUACGCCCGGUGCCUGGCCGGGGACAUCCUGUGCGUGUGGCGGCGUGCCGGCCCGCAGCCGCUCGACAUAGACAUCGGGCUGGCCGCGCCGCCGCCGCUCUCCCUGCGCGCCUCCAAGGAACUCUGGAUCUUCUGGUACGGCGAAGAGCCGGACCUCAACGGACUCGUCGCACCAGAACUCAUAACAAGCCAAGGCGAUCAAGGUUCCUGGGAGAGCGGGCUGUCGUACGAGUGUCGCUCGCUGCUGUUCAAGGCGUUGCAUAAUUUGAUCGAAAGAUGCCUUCUGUCUCGCGACUUCGUUCGUCUCGGCAAGUGGUUCGUGCAGCCGUACGACGGAGACGAAGAAGAUGUCGGCAAAAGCAGUCCUUGGCACCUGUCGUUCUCGUUCGCGUUCUUCCUUCACGGCGAGAGUACGGUCUGCGCCUCAGUAGACGUGCGACAACACCCGCCCGUCCGCACCCUCACCGCCAAGCGCCUCGCUCGUCUGCAUACGCCGGCCGCCGACCGGCGGGGGGACAACAGGGUGAUCCUGGCACCCUUCGGACUGGAGGGGCGCGUCACGGGCCGAGAGUGGGGCGAGAACGACCCCGGCACGGCGCGUCUGCUGGACGCUUGGCGGCAGCUGUACCCGCUGGAGCAGGGCUGCGGGGCCGUGGAGGUGGAGUGCGGUGGAGUACGCAUGCCCUACCCCGCGCCCUACGCCCUACUCACCGAGAUGGAGACCUGCCGGGACGCCGCGCCGCCCGCCGCAGAGCUGGCCGCCCGGGCACUGGCCGCCCUCGCCACACCACACCCGCACCAGACGGCGGAGGUGUGCUACUCGGAGACGUCCGGCGACGCUAACGACGACUUCCUAGAUCCCACCAGAAAGACACCCUGUACCUGCGCCAAGUGGCGGCGCCGGCGGUCGGCGCGCCCCCGGCCCCCGCCCUUCCACCGCCGGCCGCCCGUCCGCGCCCGCCCGCCGCCAGCUAGCGGAUGCGGCGCGGGGUGCGCGGGCGGAGGGGGCGCCUGCUCCCCCGGCAGCUGCGGGGCCUCACCCGCCGCCGCUACCUCGCCCGCCGCCCUUACACACGCGCCACACGGACAACUCACCGCCCUGACGACGCACCAGCAGGUCAGCGUGCCGACGACGUUACACACGCCGGCCCCGACGCCCGACCCGCUCGCGCCGCCCACACCCGCCCCACCCUCCGCGCCGCCUCACAAGCUGUACGCGCAGGGAGAGUCCCCGGCGGGAGCGGGCGGGCCGUGCGCGGGCCAGCCGCCGCAAGAGGCGCUCCGACGACCGACCCUGCCGCCGCCCGAGAAGAGGCUCGACCCCCUGGAGGACGAGCACUCGCUCCACAUGCUGUACGACUACACCACCGUGCACGCCUGGCUGGAGCAUCCUGUGAAGCGCUUCAAGAGCGGCGGCGAAGCCCCCCGCGAGUCCUCCCCCGCCGGCGACCUGUACGCCGGACACGACCACACCCGCCUGGCCGCCACGCCCGCACACGUCACCCUCAAGAUAGAGAAACAGGAUCAGGAGGAUGUGAAGGAGUACAAGAAUUUGUUCACGUCGGACGGUCUGUGUCCGACGCUAAAAGAUCUCGACCAAAUAUUCGACAACUCGGACGACGCGGCCAGCGGCGAUGAGACGCUGCAGGUCCAGACGCCGCCCGACUCCAACAAGUCCAGCGAGGAGGCGCGCGGUGUCAGCGGUCGCUGCGUGCGGGCCGAGGAGCUGAGCAAGAUGUUCCCCACGCCACCCAGCAUGGAGGCCCACGCCCAGCCCUCGCCGGGGUUCUCACCGCCCGACGACCACACACACCUUCACCCACACGCCCUGCGGCCACACGGCUCCCCCCCGCCCGAUCCCGUUAUAGAGGACUGGUCGUACGUGUUCAAGCCGCCCACGAUAUGCAAGUACGUGGGCUCGUCCAAGUACGCGCCGCUCACCGCGCUGCCGAGCCAGCUGCUGCCUCCCGUGGCGCUGCCGUCCACCGCCGUGUACCGUCCGCGGUGGCAGCGCGGCGAAGAGCGAGACGACCACGCGCAGACGCAUCGCUCGGAGUCCGUCAGCGCCACCUCCGGAUCGUCCACCAACACCACCACCACCACGACGAGCGGCGUCAAGCGAUCGUCUUCCAACACGGAGCGAGUGACGACCAGCAGCAGUAGUGGCGCGGCCGAGUCCCGGCCGUCCCCGCGCCGGCUGCCCGGAGCCCCGGCCUGCCCGCCGCCCGUGUCCCCCCGCGCCCCGGCCCCCGCCUGUCCUCUGCUUCUCAACGUCCUCCUCGCCGAUACCGUGCUCAACGUCUUCCGAGACCACAACUUCGACAGCUGCACGCUCUGCGUGUGUAACGCCGGAGCGAGGACCGUCGGUAACAUCCGCGGUGCGGACGCGGCCACGUAUCUCCCCGGUGGCGACUGGGGCGGCGGACCGGACGACGAGCCCUCGCGCUGCUCCUGCGGGUUCAGCGCUAUCGUCAAUCGCCGGCUGGCGCACAGAGCGGGACUUUUUUAUGAGGACGAGAUGGAGAUCACGGGUAUAGCGGAGGAGCCCGGCGGCGGCAGCGGCGGGGGGCUGGCGGACGUGGCAGGGGUGGUGGUGGCGGCCUGCGCCGCGCCCGCGGGGGGAGCUGCCUCCGCCCUGGCUAGGGCGGCGCGGGGGGCCGCCGCGCCACCCUUGGCCGACCACCUGCGACUCAACCUGCUAGAGUACUCGGACGGCGGGGCGGCGGCGGCGCGCGCGCUGCGGGCGGCGGCCGGGGGCUCCGGCUCGUCCCUGCCGACGCCCAACAUCGCCACUGGUGCUAACAGCGCCGUUCAUCGCUGGCCUUUCAUCGGGGCUCGCGCUCCGAGGUCCUCCAGAGACGUUGUCAGAUUGAUGCGUCGCCUGCGGCCGCUCCUGCAGGACGCCAUCCAGAAGCGUUGCUGCGGUGCCCGCAUGUGGGACGGCGUGUCGGGUCCCCUGACGUGGCGGCAGUUCCACCGCCUGGCCGGGCGAGGCAACGAGGACCUGUGCGAGCCGCAGCCCGUGCCGCCGCUGCUGGUGGGCCACGACCGAGACUGGAUCUCGCUCUCGCCCUAUGCCCUGCGCCACUGGGAGCGACUGUCGCUGGAGCCCUACUCGUACGCCAGGGACGUGGCCUACGUGGUGCUGGCGGCGGACGGGGAGGCGCUGUCCGAGCCUCUCAAGACUUUCUUUCGGGAAGUGUCGGCGUCCUACGAGGCGUGUCGACUCGGCAGGCAUCAACCGAUCACCAGGAUAGCGAGGGACGGGAUUGUCAGGACCGCGCCCGCCGAAGGGGACCGCGACGCGAAUUACGAAGAAUGGACCGGCGAGUUACCACCAGGAAGAUUAGGAGAAUAUAUGAGAUCGUACGCUGAAACGUUACGGAGCAAUCUCGUUCCGCAACUUGCCGCGCUAAACGUUGACCGGACAUUGUUCGAGAACAACAAUACGGGCUCGAUGCGACCGCCCGCUGCACCGGAACGUCCGGGCACGCCGAGUAGCACCGGAGAGCAGGAUGCGGACCCCGGGCCCGGGCCCGGACCCGGCGGCCCGGGAGGACCUGGAGGAACGGCCGCCUGGGAGGAGGACGAGGCCGGGCCUCCUGCACUCGUCAUAUACGUUGUCGAGCCGCCCGCCGCACACGCGCACAGGCCACGAGCACUGGCCGCCCUGCUGCGACUCGCAUCGCAGGUCGCCAACCAUCUUCACCAUCACAACCCACUCGUCAAGAUAAUAUCUCUGGACGGCGUGUGUGAGUGGUGGGGCGCGCGCGGAGGCUGGGCGGCGGAGGCGCGCGCGCUGGCGUUCAGCGUAUUCGGUGGAGCGAGGCGUCUCAUGCAGCACUCGCCCGCCGGGAAGAGUCUCACCGGCUUCGGCACAGCCGCCACGGCUAACCUAUUCAUCAACAACAAGGAUGAAAAGAACCGUGCGCCAUACAAGCUGUUCUCGCCGGCGUGGGUGUUGUCCCCGCCGCGGGCGUUGAAGGAGGUGGCGGAGACGUGGGGCACGGCGUGCGGCGACCAGUCCAGCGUGCUGUUCCUGGCGUACUGUCUGUCGCACGACCAGCGCUGGCUGCUGGCCGCCGCCACGGACGGCCGGGGCGAGCUUCUCGACACCGCCGCCAUCAACAUACACGUGCCUGCAAGAUCCAGAAGGAAGAGAGGCGGACCGGCGAGGAGGCUGGGCCUGACCAAACUUAUGGAUUUCACCUUGGGCGUAAUGUCACAGUCCGCUCAGCCCUGGAGACUGGUCGUCGGACGCGUGGGGAGGAUCGGCCACGGAGAACUCAAAGGCUGGAGCUGGUUGUUGUCGCGGCCAAACUUGAACCGUGCGUCCAACAUGCUCCGUGAGAUGUGCGGCAGUUGUUCCCUGCUGUACCCGACCGGCGCGCCCUGCAUACUGUCAGCCUGCUUGGUGUCCACGGAGCCCGACUCCUGUCUCCGGCUCAUGGCCGACCGCUUCACGCCGGACGAGCGCUUCUCUCAGGCCUCCAUACAGUCACACCUCCACACGCCGAGGGACGUCACCGCCACGCAUAUCCUCGUCUUCCCGACCUCCGCGACCACACAGUCGAAUCAAAUGCCGUUCGAGCCUCCGAAUGCAAACGGCGAGGAGAACGACAUGCUGCUGGGACUGGAGAUGGUGGACGAGGACAUGGGCGAGGACAACAUGACGGACCUGCUCAUAGGAGACAUGUUCAUGUGGCCGGCCGGCAGUCCGCGCGCCUCGCCCCGCAGGCACGACGACGAGGCCAGCCGCGAGGGCAGUCCGGCCAGGAACGCGCAUAUGAACAACACCGGCGCCUACACCAGGGACGACGACCACCAUCCGGAGCAAGUGGGGACGGUUCUGCAACAACCGCUGGCUCUCGGCUACCUGGUGUCGACGGCCCCGCUGGGCGCCAUGCCGGGCUGGUGGUGGGCGAGCUGCUGGCACCUCCGCGACGCGUGUCCCGCCUUCCUCAAGAACGCUCUCCACCUGCAGUGCGCCGUCACCGCCCACGACGACUACACCUCGCUCACCCAACGCCGCGACCACAACGCGCACCCGCUGGACUCCACCACCACCACGGACGUGCUGAGGUACGUCCUGGAGGGUUACAACGCGCUGUCGUGGCUGGCGCUGGACGGCUCCACCCACGACCGCCUCUCGUGCCUGCCGCUCCACGUGCAGGUCCUCAUGCGGCUGUACCACACGGCCGCGGCGCUCGGCUAGACCGACCUAUACGUGUUCCAGUUAUUUGUUAAACUUUUACUCUUGUCUGUGACAUUAUUUGCGGUCCGUUGCCGUGACCCAAGCGUGUUAUUAGUGCGAGUCGUAGAGAGCACGUUGCGAGCUCCCCGAGUUUACGUAAUGGAUGUGAGCGAAUGAUGUUAUACUGUUACCUGUCCCUGUCCUGGCAGCCGCGACGAUUCUAUCAAAGAUUUCUAUUUAGAGUAUACAUGUCAGAGAACACUAACACCACUCGUUCCCUCCUCCACGGCGGGGCUCACAAUAUUAUGUUAUUAAUUACCAUUAAGUGAAGCCUUCGAGCCCCUCGCUCGCAACGCCGCCUCGCCGACUGACGAAUAAUGUUAAAUGAUUUUUGUUAAACGUUUAUAAAUCAAUUCUCUUACCCGAGGAGAGUGUAACCGUCUCCGGACGGCGGGUCCCUCGCAGAGACACACAAUAUGAAAUGAAUUUUGUAAGGAAAUCUUUUAUAUAUUAGAAGUUUUUAUUUCGAUGGCGGUUUAUAUUGAGUUUCUUGGGAGACGUCGCCGCUCGCCGCCCGCCCGCCGCCCGCCCGCCGCCCGCUUGUACAUCACUACAUGUAAAACGAUCCAAAGAAUAAGCAAUUCUUAGAUGAAAUUUUUGUUAAAUUAAUUAUAUGGCCGGUCAGUCGGCGGCGAUACAGGAGCCAAGGCCGGCGAGGGGCGGCGGGCUGGCUCGAGAAUAGUGGAAAGGCGAGUGGAACCUCCGUUGUUAGACUCUUUAGUUAUAAACGGUUUGUAGAGCGGCGAAGACGUGGAUAGUCGGUGGGGCAGAGGUCUCGCGUGUGACAAUAUCUGUAUCGAGGCAAUACUAUUUUAUUUACUCCGCGUGGCCGCCGGCGCCGUCUGAUAGCAAUAGAACAGUUUUCCAGAGCGAAGUUACCGCCACCUCGUGUGAAUAACGAUUCGUUACAUGAGCUAUGCUUUUAAUUAUGUAAUAAGGUUAGACUUAGACUAGCCGGGAGUUUAUAUUGUUAGGAAUACUAACUAAAGGUCCAAGUUUUAAUACGAGCGCGGUCCGUGGGCCCGUGGGUCCGUGGGUCCGGGGCCCGUGUGGUGGCCGUGUACCGCAGAGGUUGUCAGUGACAUUUCGUUUCAGCUUCCCGCCCGAGGGCCGUGUUCUUCCAUCGCCGUCUUUCAAUUCAAAUCAUUCUUCCGUGAUCUCACACUCCACGCUAGGACCUCAUUUUCUGUAGAGUAGCUUCCCUCGAGUGUUUCUCGUUUGUUUGUCGGUGAGGAGUAUCAAUCAGCUUUAGGUGACUCGUAUGGAUCCGAGCAUAUUUUGUAAUAAUGUUUUAUAUGUUUUGUACCCUAUGUAUAUUUCUACCGUGCGAGCGUUUGUAUCUCGAGAUCUACGUCUACCUUUAAUAUGAAGAUGAACUUUUUAAUCGAUGGUCCUCAUAGUACAUACCGGCUCCGUACCGGUCACCGCUCGCCUGUAGCCGCGGGCCCGUGCGGCGCGCCGCCCCCUCGUGACGUCACUCCGUUUUGUUUCAAGGUCACGAGUGACUGUCACGAGUGCUGUAUCACAGCUGCAGCGGUGUUGUAUGUGAUGUCGUGCUUCGUGUUAAGUGAUAUAUGUUUUGUUUUUAAACCGGUAUCGUUUACCAAAGGAGUUAGCUAUUCGCAUAGUAAUUUAGAUAUUUUUUUUAUCGACCCAUCCCUGAAUGAUUUCCGUCGACGGGGUCGCUCUGACGUCUCUUCUGUUAUAAAACGUUCGUUGUCUCAGUUUUUUAUUUAAAUAAUAUUUUUUAUAUGUAUAUAUUUAUUUUGUAACGACAUGUCUUUGACUGUGUGCGAUGAUAACAUAUUUUUAACUUUAUUAAGAGAUCAUGUAGCUUUAUAUUUAGAGGCAAAUAUACAGUAGACGAAUUGACCAUUACGACUCCUAGGCCUCUUCAUCCGCACCGUUACAUAUGUAACCAGGGAUCAAAGCUCACCGGAGAGUGAAGUGUGUAGUGCAAGGUUUACUUAGGUAAUUUAUUGUUAAGUGAACUGGCCAGAGUCUGUACAGAGAGGGAGGUGGGGGGGGGGGGUUGGGGGGAAGUGUAGGGGAUUCUAAAUACAAUGUUUUCUUAUGAUAACGGAACCUCCAAAACGGUAAUUUAAUAGUGACACCAAUAGUUUACGGUUAGUUGAAUAGUGUUAAAGAGAGCCCAUAGAGGAUGUUUGAACUUAGCAUUUGUAUAAGUAGAUGUCAUUUUAUAUAAAUAAUAAUAAUAAUAAUAAUAAUAUAUGGAAUCCAUUGCAUUUUUACCCUGCAGUGUCGCUCGGUCGAAUCUCUAGCUGAAAUUUUCUAUUUUAAUAUAGUGGAGUAAAGCUAAGUAAUAGGCAGGUGUCAGAGAUAUAUGUAAGGGGGUAUAGACAACGUGUGAUGUUGGCAGUGGGGAGGCUCGGCUCUUUAGUUUCUAUUCGUCUAUCAUUUAUCAUACAGAAAUAUAUAUGUAUGUAUGUAUGUAUCGAACAAUAUCAAAAACAAAGAUUAACGAAAUUGUUUGUAACCAAUGACCUGAUUAAGUUUAAUUGCAAAUCUAUGUGAACAGUGUGAGAUGUGACGUAGGUGCAGCGCCGGGGGCCGCCGGGGCGCGGUCGGUGCUCACCCGACACACAGAUUAUUAUAAUGUAGACACUCGCUGUCCUCAAAGUAACCGAGUUAUGGCUAGUUGAAUAUGAAAUGCUUUAAAUGUGUUACUGCAUUGGAGAAUAUUUAAUGAUGUUGUAUAUAGUAUAUAUAUUUUGUUUUGUGAAACGACAUUUUGUAAAUAGAGGUGGAAGCAUCGGAGUAGAGUUAAUUAUUUGGCCAUCCAGCCGAUGUGCGAUGGGUCACACGUUUUAAAGAAACCACUCUUAAUAUUAUGUACAGUUGUUGAGAGAAUCGUAGGCGAAUGAAUUACUUGUAAGAUUAUGUUUUUGACCUUUUUUUUUUUGUUAUUUGUGAAUUUGUCAAUUUUUUUUUAGGGAAUUGGGAUCGUACUGUAUAUAGACGUCACCGUUUUGUCAUAUAUUAGUUUGUAAGAUGACAAAUCUGAUGAUUGAAAUGGAAAUCAAAUUUUCUUAACGGAGCAGUCGUUAGAAUUUCGUAAACAAAAGUUAGUGUAAUACUUGAUAUUAAUAUAACUUUAUAAAUAACUGUGAAAAUAGUUAAUAAUAAUUAUGAAUAAAAUAUUACAUAUUUA